This is a messenger RNA of Rana temporaria (common frog), 1388 nucleotides long. RefSeq names its product adenylate kinase 2 (gene AK2). The record is from RefSeq and is a predicted model, not a curated record. Bases 76 to 777 code for a protein of 233 amino acids. The transcript has 7 exons. Gene Ontology annotation, biological process: ADP biosynthetic process. Gene Ontology annotation, molecular function: AMP kinase activity; ATP binding. Gene Ontology annotation, cellular component: mitochondrion; cytoplasm. Lineage: Eukaryota; Metazoa; Chordata; Amphibia; Anura; Ranidae.
UGCGAGCUGGGAGGGCUGGCCUUUGAGAGUGUGAAGGUGGUUGGGAACGCUGACGGCGGCUGGUUUGUAUGAAACAUGGCUCCUAGAGAGGGCACCGAGCGCGGUUCCGUCAUGGACGGGAUCAAAGCCAUCCUACUGGGACCGCCCGGAGCCGGCAAGGGGACUCAGGCCCCAAAACUAGCAGAAAAAUACUGCGUUUGUCACCUUGCCACAGGAGAUAUGUUAAGAGCUAUGGUUGCAUCGGGAUCGGAGCUGGGAAAACGUCUGAAAACUACAAUGGAUGCAGGAAAACUGGUCAGUGAUGAAAUGGUUGUAGAACUGAUUGAAAAUAACCUGGAUACACCGCCAUGUAAAAAGGGAUUCCUGUUGGAUGGAUUUCCUCGUACUGUCAAGCAAGCAGAAAUGCUUGAUGAACUUCUUGAAAAGCGUCAAGAAAAACUAGAUUCAGUCAUUGAAUUUAGUGUAGAUGAUUCUUUGCUUGUAAGAAGGAUCUGUGGCAGGUUGAUACACCAACAGAGUGGACGAUCAUACCACGAAGAGUUCAAUCCUCCUAAAGAACACAUGAAAGAUGACGUGACUGGUGAGCCUUUGGUGAGACGUUCUGAUGAUAAUGAAGCUACCCUGAAGUCUCGACUGGAGGCCUAUCACACUAUGACUUCACCACUUGUCGAAUAUUACCAACGCCAUGGAAUCCAUAAAGCAGUAGAUGCUUCACAGUCUCCAGAUGUGGUGUUCGCAAGCAUCCUGGCAGCUUUCUCCAGAGCUCGCACGCACUGAUUACCUGUCAUCCCAGAAGUGUGUUGUCUGCUGUGCCCAAACCCUGUGCACUAGGGCACUGUACGGUAGACUGAUGAUUGAGUACCCUUGUCAACUCCUCCUCCUACUGCUGUUGUCUCGCUGUUUGUGGUGCUCCUCCAUUCUCCUAGAUCCCCUGCCACUGCAUUCAUCAUCAUAAGUCUUAAAGCUUCUUCUGUUGUAGAAGCUACAUUGGGUUUAACCUCAUUGUUGAGGUAUGUGUGACUGAAUCAUUAUCCAUACAGAAUGCCUGCUCUAUCACUCAGGUACAUAUCGUUCAAGUCUGGUUUCGAAAGGAGAUUUGGACAUUAAAAUCAAAUAUUAUAUUAAAAAUUAUGAAUGUUUUUCACUUGUCUGUGUAUUAGAUGGUUUCCUGUCAGCUGAAGUAUUAUCUUUGUGUGCGAUUGCCAUAAGUGUGGUAUAAAGGGCUCAUUUUGUAGAGUGACUUAUGACAAUCUCGCAGCAUUGCUAACAUUGGAUGCGGAGUCUGUGACUACGUUUGUUUUUAUUCUCAAUCACUUGUCUCUUUUACUUGGAGAUUAACAGCCAGUGCAUUGUUACUUACAGAAGCAAUAAAAUGUGUGCAGGUGUGA